UACGUGUAUGCUGUCGCUGUCAUUAUCUUGUCAAGUAAUGAGCAUCAUAAAUUAUUUGCAUUACGCUCUUAGAUAGUAUUUUUGGAUAAUUAAACCCGGUAAAGUAUAUAACAAAAAUGUUUAUCGCUCCCAUCGUUGUUACUAUACUAGUCACAUUAAUUAGUGGAAUAUUUUCCAAAAGCGUAGAGUUAACUUUCGAACUCCCUGAUAGUGCUGUAGAGUGUUUUUAUCAAGACAUUGAAAAGAAUACUUCGGCUUCAUUAGAAUACCAGGUUAUUACUGGUGGACAGUAUGAUGUCGACGUAAAAGUAGAAGGUCCUAAUAAGCAAAUAAUAUAUCAGCAACAGAAAAUGCAAUAUGAUUCACAUCAAUUUACAGCACAAUAUACAGGUGUGUACAAAGUGUGCUUCAGCAAUGAAUUCAGUACUUUCUCACAUAAACUUGUGUAUAUGGAACUGAAUGUUGGACCUGAACAACCACUACCAGGAGUUGGAGACCAUGCUACAGUACUUACACAGUUGGAAACUUCUGCAGAAGAAAUUCAUUCUGCACUAAACAGGAUAAUUGAUCAUCAAACCCAUCACAGAUUAAGAGAGGCUCAAAGUCGCAAGCGAGCGGAAGAUCUCAAUGAGAGAGUGUUCUGGUGGUCAAUGGGAGAGACACUGGCUAUUGUAUGCGUAACUUUUGUACAGGUCAUGGUUCUCAAGAACUUCUUCAGUGACCGACCAACACUAUACAAUAGAAUGUAAUAGUAAAUGUUUAAUAGUUUAUUUAUUAAUAUAAUUCAUGGAUUGAA
This is a messenger RNA of Papilio xuthus (Asian swallowtail), 796 nucleotides long. The record is from RefSeq and is a predicted model, not a curated record. NCBI's taxonomy places the organism in Eukaryota, Metazoa, Arthropoda, Insecta, Lepidoptera, Papilionidae.